AUGCUGUAUCCGGUAGCAUCACGCAUUCUCGAUGCGCGUGCAGAAAAGGAGUGCCGCGUGGCUUGCAAGGAGGGCUUCGGCACUCUGGAGACGUCCAUGCGCUGCGUGAACGGCGCAUGGUUCGUGCCGCAGUGUUGGCCGCUAGGCUCCCUGCUGCGAGUGGUGCUGGAAGAACCAGUGCUGCUGAAACCGUACUGGGUGGUCCUGGAUGCCAACCUCUUCACCUCGGACGACUGCACAGGGCCGAUCAAGAUGGACGGCGCUGCUAUCAGUUCUGGUGAGUUUGUGAUAAAGUACGCGAACUAUCAUCCGAAGAACGCGUGGGACAAAGAUCCCUCGACAUCUUGGGCGUCUAAAGGCGCCUGUGAAGCUGCGGGGCCCUGCUGGCUCGGUUUCAGGUUCUACACCGACCCGGGCCCGGUCCGCUGCGUCUCGCUCCUUCAUCCUCCCGGGGUGCAGUACCAGGCACGAAAGAUUUCGGUGCAGCGGUUGGGCCGCGUCGGCUGGGAGAAGGCGGAGCCCGUCACUGUGCGACUCUUGCCAGAAGUGAAAGAUGAGCUCUGA
Molecule: messenger RNA, 564 nt
Organism: Symbiodinium sp. CCMP2592
Lineage: Eukaryota; Dinophyceae; Suessiales; Symbiodiniaceae
Source: the annotation of a GenBank genome assembly